AUGACAUUCAAUUCCAAAACUACUGCAUUCCUUGAGUGGUUGAACGAUCAGAAUGUUGAAAUUUCGAACAAGAUUGAGAUUCAGGACAAGAGAAAUUUAGGACAAGGCAGAGCUGUUAUCGCCAUAGAAGACAUAGAGACAGAUGAGGAGCUUUUCCGACUUCCAAGAAGCAUGUUCCUCAACCCCAUGAACAGUGCAUUAAUCAAAGAUUAUCCCUCUGCUAAGGACAAAUUACUUGAAUUGCCCCAGUGGGAGGCUCUUAUACUCUGCCUCGCGUAUGAGUGGAAAGCUAAGGGGGACGAAAGCAGAUGGAAAGCCUACUUCGAUGUUCUUCCCAUCAACGACCCGGAGAAUUACACCUUUGACCAAUUGAUUUUUUGGUCGGAUGAGGAAGUCAACGAUCUUAAUCCCUCAUACAUUGUCACUCGUAUUGGAAAGGAAUCUGCGGAUUCCCUUUUGAGUAGAGUGAGAGGCUUCAUUUUGGCAUUGAACAUUUCCAAACUCCAAGACAUAUCACAAGAAGAGCUUCACAAAGUGGCAGCCCUUAUAAUGUCAUAUUCUUUUGAUGUCCAAAAGGAAAAGGAAUCUGAUGGUGACGACGAUGAUGAGGAAGACGAAGAAAGUAUGGAAGACGAUAAUAUACCUGUGGGAAGCUCAUCAUAUGUCAAAAGUAUGGUACCUCUCGCUGACACUCUCAAUGCAGACACCAUGAAACAUAAUGCAAGUCUCAUGAACCAUACCGAUUGUCUUGUUUUGAAAUCACUUAAAGCAAUUAAAAAGGGAGAGCAAGUAUUCAACACUUAUUCUGAACAUCCUAAUGCUGAAAUAUUGAGGCGCUACGGCUAUGUAGAGCCUGAUGGAUCGGCAGCUGAUUUUGGGGAGGUCUCUUUAACAUUAAUCAAAGAAUUUUUCGCCAAAAAUACGUCACUUUCGGAAUCUAAUAUAGAGGAUAUCAUAAGCAUACUUUGCGAUAUUCAGGCCGAAGAGGAGGAAGAGUUCGUUUUGGAGAGUUACGACUGUUUCGCCUCUGGUGAGGUCAUCUUUGAGUUGAUUUUUACCGUUCAGCUUCUAACAGUGCUCGCUGGUAUCAAUGAUGAAACGCCAUUCAAUGACAAAAGUAUGGAGACUAAAGAUCGUGCUAUUAGAAGAGUUUAUAAAAAGUGUUAUCAACUCCUUGACUCUGGUAAGCUCACAGAGGAGUUGAAAGAUAAUUUGAAAAGGAUUCUUGAGCUUCGUUUGGAAGAAUAUGGACCAGAAGAUGGCGUCAUCGUUGAGCUUCCUAUGACUAGGAAAGUGAUGGCUAACGUUGUGCUCCAGUCUGAACGCAAGGCAUUACAGGAGUGUUUAAAAGGUACCAAGCUCUUUAAUUCUGAAGAACGUAAGUACAACUUCAUACCUGAUGCGAAGCUUAUAAAAAAUAUUCAGAAAAGAAACAUUUUUCAGGAGGAGCCUUCUAAGAAGCAGAAGACUGAAUAG
Candidozyma auris is the source of this 1476-nucleotide messenger RNA. RefSeq names its product ribosomal lysine N-methyltransferase (gene RMS1). NCBI's taxonomy places the organism in Eukaryota, Fungi, Ascomycota, Pichiomycetes, Serinales, Metschnikowiaceae. The transcript has a single exon. Gene Ontology annotation, molecular function: protein-lysine N-methyltransferase activity; protein binding. Gene Ontology annotation, biological process: peptidyl-lysine monomethylation. The record is from RefSeq and is a predicted model, not a curated record. Gene Ontology annotation, cellular component: nucleus. The coding region runs from base 1 to 1476 and encodes 491 amino acids.